Messenger RNA from Apodemus sylvaticus (European woodmouse), 831 nucleotides. RefSeq names its product proteasome activator subunit 2 (gene Psme2). The record is from RefSeq and is a predicted model, not a curated record. Gene Ontology annotation, molecular function: endopeptidase activator activity. NCBI's taxonomy places the organism in Eukaryota, Metazoa, Chordata, Mammalia, Rodentia, Muridae. The coding region runs from base 70 to 789 and encodes 239 amino acids. The transcript has 11 exons. Gene Ontology annotation, biological process: regulation of G1/S transition of mitotic cell cycle; regulation of proteasomal protein catabolic process; positive regulation of endopeptidase activity. Gene Ontology annotation, cellular component: cytoplasm; proteasome activator complex; nucleoplasm.
UGGGCCUGGAGAGUGAAAGCGAAAGCUGGGGCUGCUAGCCCGGACUCGAGAGCAGGCGACUGGGGAAGCAUGGCCAAGCCUUGUGGGGUUCGCUUGAGUGGAGAAGCCCGUAAACAGGUGGAUGUCUUCAGACAAAAUCUUUUCCAAGAGGCCGAUGACUUCCUCUGUACUUUCUUGCCACGGAAAAUCAUAUCCCUGAGUCAGCUCUUGCAAGAGGAUUCCCUCAAUGUGGCCGACCUCUCCUCCCUCCGGGCCCCUCUGGACAUCCCUAUCCCAGAUCCCCCACCCAAGGAUGAUGAGAUGGAAACAGACAAGCAGGAGAAGAAAGAAGUCCCCAAAUGUGGCUUCCUCCCUGGGAAUGAGAAGCUUCUGGCCCUGCUUGCUCUGGUUAAGCCAGAAGUCUGGACUCUCAAAGAGAAGUGCAUCCUGGUAAUCACGUGGAUCCAGCACCUGAUCCCCAAAAUCGAGGAUGGAAAUGAUUUUGGGGUGGCCAUUCAGGAGAAGGUGCUGGAGAGAGUGAAUGCUGUCAAGACCAAAGUAGAAGCUUUCCAGACAACCAUUUCCAAGUACUUCUCAGAACGUGGGGAUGCUGUAGCCAAGGCCUCCAAGGACACCCAUGUAAUGGAUUACCGGGCCUUGGUGCACGAGCGAGAUGAAGCGGCCUACGGGGCGCUCAGGGCCAUGGUGCUGGACCUGAGGGCCUUCUAUGCUGAGCUUUAUCACAUCAUCAGCAGCAACCUAGAGAAAAUUGUCAACCCAAAGGGCGAAGAAAAGCCAUCUAUGUACUGAGCUAAGGACUAGAAGGAAAAUAAAUGAUUUAUACUUUAUGUA